Messenger RNA from Erigeron canadensis, 812 nucleotides. RefSeq names its product constitutive photomorphogenesis protein 10. The record is from RefSeq and is a predicted model, not a curated record. Bases 136 to 639 code for a protein of 167 amino acids. The transcript has 5 exons. NCBI's taxonomy places the organism in Eukaryota, Viridiplantae, Streptophyta, Magnoliopsida, Asterales, Asteraceae.
CACAAUCAAUUAACCAAGUAUUUUCUAUACCACAAUCCGUCUAUCUGCACCGGCAAAACGCAUCCGGCCGUCUUCGACCAAUCUUUGCGACACGACUCUCAUUAGCCACGCGUAGGCAAAGAAGGUGAGUGGUUCAUGAACAGUGGAAACCUAAGUCGUGGGCGGUCAUGGCCGUCACGGACAUCUUUAACGUCCUCGGGGAAGAGGAUACAGAAGGAGAUGGCAGAACUUAACACGGACCCACCUGCUGACUGCUCUGCUGGGCCGAAAGGCGAUAACCUUUAUCAUUGGGUUGCUACACUCUUUGGUCCGCAAGGAACACCUUACGAAGGAGGUAUAUACUUUCUUGACAUAACUUUUCCCCCGAAUUAUCCUUUCAAGCCUCCAAAGGUUGUUUUUAAAACACGAAUAUAUCAUUGCAAUGUUGAUUCAAGCGGCAAUGUUAGCUUGGAUAUCCUGGAUGAAAACACUUGGAGUCCAGCAUUAACAAUUUCAAGGGUUCUACUUGCUUUGAGAUCUAUCUUCACCAACCCUAACCCAUAUAAGCCCCAGGUGUCGGGAAUCGCACGCUUGUUCCUGGUAGAUAGAAAUAAAUAUGAUGCACUAGCUGCUGAAUGGAAUCAAAGAUUUGCAAAGUAGUAGUUGAACAUUUGGGAAACCAAAUGGUUGUAUGUUGUCUUGAUUCUAUAUUGUUUGUAGGAAUCUAUAUUUAUGAGUAUAGGUGCUGUAUGUUAUCUUAGUUCAUAAUGUCUGUAGAAAUCAAUAUUAUGUGCCAACUUUGAAAGAAUAAAUAUAUCGGUGCGUUUUUACAA